Messenger RNA from Gamsiella multidivaricata, 774 nucleotides. RefSeq names its product voltage-dependent ion-selective channel. The record is from RefSeq and is a predicted model, not a curated record. Gene Ontology annotation, molecular function: voltage-gated monoatomic anion channel activity. Gene Ontology annotation, biological process: monoatomic anion transmembrane transport. Lineage: Eukaryota; Fungi; Mortierellomycota; Mortierellomycetes; Mortierellales; Mortierellaceae. Bases 1 to 774 code for a protein of 257 amino acids. Gene Ontology annotation, cellular component: mitochondrial outer membrane. The transcript has 2 exons.
AUGACGACAUUUUACUUGGCGACCUUCAACGUCCUCGGUAACCAGGACAACAAGUCCGGCCACAUCAACGGUGAGCUCAAGACUAAGUACGUUGACUACAAGAAUGGUUUGACCGUCACCGAGACUUGGACCACCGGCAACCUCCUUACCACCCAGAUCGAGCUCGAGAACAAGGUCGCCAAGGGAUUGAAGUUGGACAUCACCGGAGGCUUCCUUCCCUCCGAGGGCAAGAAGAGCGCGAAGGUUGGUGUUCAAUACAAGCAGCUCGGCUUCAACUCCCGUGCCUAUGUCGAUCUCUUCAAAGGCCCCACCUUCACCGGUGAUGCUGUUGUUGGCCGCGAUGGUUUCUUGGUCGGAGGCGAUGUCGCCUACGACGUUGGUGGUGCUUACAUCACCCGCUUCGCUGCUGCUGCCGGCUACACCGCCCCCGAGUACUCGGUCGCCCUCCACGCCCACAACUCAUUCAAGGUCUUCUCUGCCUCGUAUUACCACCGUAUUAACGCUGACCUCGAGGCUGGUGCCAAGGCCGUUUGGGACUCCAAGGCCCACCCCACCCCUGCUAAGGCGCCCGUCCACCUCGAGGUUGGUGCCAAGCUCUACCUUGACCGUGAUGCCUUUGUCAAGGCUAAGGUCAACAACGCCGGCGUCCUCGGUCUUGGCUACACCCAGGCCCUCCGCAAGGGCGUCAAGGUCUCGGUCGGUGGUCUCUUUGACACCACCAAGUUGGACCAGGCUGCUCAUAAGAUCGGUCUCUCCUUUGUUUUUGAGGCAUAA